This is a messenger RNA of Haliotis rubra (blacklip abalone), 609 nucleotides long. Its product is annotated as A disintegrin and metalloproteinase with thrombospondin motifs 9-like. Gene Ontology annotation, molecular function: metalloendopeptidase activity; zinc ion binding. The record is from RefSeq and is a predicted model, not a curated record. The transcript has 3 exons. Lineage: Eukaryota; Metazoa; Mollusca; Gastropoda; Lepetellida; Haliotidae. Bases 64 to 609 code for a protein of 181 amino acids.
CCUAGGACAUGUUCAGAGAUCUGGAAGGACAACCCAGCUGCUCACAGUGGAGAGUAUACCAUCAUGCCUCAAGCUCCUCAGUUCAGGGGAAUAUCAGUAAAUGUUUACUGCCUGAUGAAUGAUACACACCAGCUGGAGUAUGUCACACUGCCAAAUGAAAACAUUGGAAACUUUCCUAAAAUAUCGAACGAUAACUGUGGAAGUGAAGAGCCAUAUUUAAAGGAUGGUGGUGUUGGCCAAGAUGGAGUAACAGUGUAUCAGAAGAUCAGAAUUAUACCGUCAACAAUGACUGUUGUGAGAACAGACUCCACAUUCACAAGCGGAACCAAGACGAAACCCCAUCAGUUUGGUAAAGCAGAAGAUUGUUACUCAUAUGAUGGAAACUGCAAACGAAUAGGAACCUUUCACAUCGACACGCUGGGCACUGGGAUGAAGUUCGCCUCUGAUCUCAAGUGGACAGGAGAAGGAUACGCGGCCAAAGUGCACAGUAUUACCCGGACACAAGAUGGCGCCAUCAUUGAUCUGGUGUGUGGAGGCUGGUGUGGGGGAUGUGUUCCUGUUGGAGACAUGGUCCUGUACCCAAACAGUCUGGACCCGGUGUGGGGAUGA